Molecule: messenger RNA, 2685 nt
Organism: Paramecium tetraurelia
Lineage: Eukaryota; Ciliophora; Oligohymenophorea; Peniculida; Parameciidae
Exons: 9
Cellular component (GO): membrane; cytoplasm; microtubule
Molecular function (GO): GTPase activity; GTP binding; microtubule binding
Source: RefSeq, a predicted model, not a curated record
AUGUCAAAUUCAGAAGGUGUGAGCUUAUUAGAAAAUUUAAGAAAAGUUAUCACAUUAGUGGAUCAAUUAAGAGAUAUUGGUUUAAAUGAUUAUAUCAAAUUGCCAAGAAUUGUUGUUUUGGGUAUUCAAUCUGCAGGAAAGUCUUCUUUACUAGAACAUAUAGUUGGAAUAGAUUUUCUCCCUAGAGGAUCUGGUGUUGUAACAAGAAGACCAUUAGAAUUGCGUUUAUCUAAUGCUCCAGCUAGCGUUUGUCCCACACCAACAGCAGAGUUUGUUGAAGAAAUCAAGGGCAAAAAGUUCACUAAUUUUGAAGAAGUUCGGAAAUAAAUAAACGAGUUGACUGAUAAGGUAUGCGGAUAGGCUAAAAACAUUAUAGACAAGCCUAUAAUUUUAGCAGUCCAAGGACCUAAUUGUCCUGAUCUAACUUUAGUAGAUCUUCCAGGAAUCACUCGUAUACCAAUUGCAGGUUAGCCCACAAAUAUUGAAGAAAUAACAACCAAUAUGGCUAAAAGAUAUUGUGAAGACAAAUCAGCCAUCAUAUUAUGUGUUGUUGCUGCGAAUGCUGAUAUGACUACAUCUGAUGCAUUGUUGUUGGCCAAGAAAUUAGAUCCAGAUGGUGUUCGAACAAUCGGAGUCUUGACUAAAAUUGAUAUUAUGGAUUAGGGAACGAAUGCAUUCAAAAUGCUUAAAGGAGAAGAAGUGCCAUUAAAAUAUGGGUACGUUGGAGUGAAAUUGAGAUCCUAAUAAGAAAUCAAUGAUAAUAUUCCUAUUAUCUAAGCUGUUCUUAGAGAAAAAAACUUUUUUGCAAACCAUCCUGUGUAUUCCACUAUACCAGGAGAAAUCUUUGGAACUCAGGUUCUGACUAGAAAAUUAACUACAAUUCUCUACAGAAGAAUUAGAAGUUUCCUUCCAGAGUUAAUGAAAGAGAUAAAUAAUAGAGUUGGCAAAAUCUAAGUUAGAUUAGAUGUCUUGGGUCCAGGUCUGCCAAUCGAAGAUUCUGAUAAAAUGCAUUAUAUUUGGAAGUUAAUACAUGAGUUCUCAGUUAGAUUUAGAAACUCAAUUACAGGAUCUUAUUAAAAGGUUAAAUCAGCAAGGAAAAAUGAUUUCUUCCAAGUUCCUGCUGGAGCCAAAAUAAAACUCUUAUUUUAAGAAUUAUAUGAUGAGUUUAAUGACCUUGAUUACCUAGCAUUAAAGAAAUAUUCUGAAGAUGAUAUUACAUAAGUUAUCCAGAAAUAUUCAGCAUUAACUAUUCCUGGAUUUCUUCCUGUUGAUGCAUUUUAUGCACUAUUGAAUCCAGAAUUAAAAAGAUUGCAAUAACCAGCCUUCAACAUUAUUGACGAAGCUUAUUCAAUUCUUGAAGAAUACGCAAUAGCAAUCUUGGAUGAUUAAUUAUAAACAAUUCCAUCUGUGCUUAAAAUGUUGGAGGAAUAGGUUCUUGAAAUUAUCUAAGAGUGCAAAUAAAAUGCCUAAAACUCUGUGUAGGAUAUUUUGGAUGCUGAAAUGAACUAUGUCUUCACAAAUGACUUUAAUUAUUUGGCUGGCAAAUAGUAUAUUAGAUUUGGUAAACCUGCCAAAGAAGCUUAACCUGUUAAAGGAUAGUAUAUGGUGGCCGAAUUAAAAAAUAAAAUUGAACAUUAUUUUAAAUUAGUUGUUAGAUCAACAAGGGAUAAUAUUCCUAAAUUAGUUGGUUACUUUUUAGUGAAGGGAUGCUAAACUAAAAUGCUUAUGUAAUUACAAUAAAAUUUAAUGUAAAACCAAUAUCUGCUCUAAGCAAUAAGUGAAGAUUAAAAUAUAGUAGAAGAGAGAAAAAAAUUAAAUAAAGAAGUUGAGACUUUUAGAAAUGCAUAAAAAAUCAUUAAAAGAGAUCCUGAUCUCUCCGAAUAUAUCUUAUCUGCUUAAGAAGAUUUGGCUGCUGAAUAAUAAUAAUAAUAAUAAUAGUAAUAACUCUAGUAAAAUAAGCCUUAAUAAUAGUAAUAAUAACAAUAAAAAUAAGAUCCAAAGACUUAAGCCAACACUUAGAAAUAAGAACCAAACAAAGCUCCUAUCGUUCAAACAUCUAAUGAUACUUCUAAAAAUUCAAUGUCUGAUGCACAAUAAUAAAAAUAAUAAUAGUAAUAAUCAUAAUAAUAGCAAUAAUAAUAAUAGUAAUAACAAAACCAAUAACAGACUUAAUAAUAACAAUCAAAAUAACAAACAAAUCUAUUUGGAGGCGCAUCAAAAACUCCCUAACCAUAAGUGCCAUAAUAAAACGCUAACCCUUUACAAGCAAAUAAGCCAUCUUCAUCUUAAACAUUAACAUAAUAAUACAAUUAAUAGGUUGAUAAAAAUGUUGCAGCAUUUUAUGAAGAUGAAAGAGUAAAAGAAUAAAUGAAAAAUGCUGGAGGUUAAGCAGCCAAAGCAGCUGUAAAAAGUUAAAUUCCAGGGGCUCCAGAUUGGGCUUUAGGUGCUGCCGAAAAAGUAGGAUAAUAAGUUGCCACUAGUGAUGCUGCAAAACAAGCUGCGAUUAACGCCACUUCAAAUUAAUUAAAAGUAGAUGAUUAGACAUAAUAAUAAAAUUAAUAAUAAGGUGCAUAACCAAAGAAAGGAGGAUUAUUUGGAUUCAUUAACAAAUCAUGAUAGAAGCUUUAGACAAUUAUGUUAAAAUUCUAUAAAUAAAAUAUUUAAUUCCUUUUUUAGCCUUCUCUA